Molecule: messenger RNA, 2216 nt
Organism: Ceratitis capitata (Mediterranean fruit fly)
Lineage: Eukaryota; Metazoa; Arthropoda; Insecta; Diptera; Tephritidae
Gene: eIF3d1
Product: eukaryotic translation initiation factor 3 subunit D-1
Exons: 4
Coding region: 126-1808 (560 amino acids)
Biological process (GO): translational initiation
Cellular component (GO): cytoplasm; eukaryotic translation initiation factor 3 complex
Molecular function (GO): translation initiation factor activity
Source: RefSeq, a predicted model, not a curated record
CUUAUUUCUUUCCUUCCAAUUCGUUUGUCAUCAACUUGGUCAACUGAACGGCGGAGCAUUAAAAAGUGUUUAUUUUAGUGAAAAAAGAGAAAAUACAUUUGUGAAAUCGAGUGAAAACAACAAUUAUGGGAGAAACUAUAAAUACGAGUCAACAAUUUCCGCACUUUGAAAAGCCAACAGUGCAAUUCAAUGAGAAUGGUUGGGGGCCAUGUGAAUUGCCGGAGACUUUUCGCGAUAUGCCGUACCAGCCGUUCAGCAAGAGCGAUCGUUUAGGCAAAAUUUGUGACUGGACCAGUAGCUCUAACAAUGACAAAAAGUACCAAAACAAGUAUGCUUCAACCUUUGGUACUGGCAGCCAGUAUGCCUAUUAUCAUGAAGAGGAUGAAACUACUUUCCAUUUGGUGGACACUGCACGUGUUCAAAAGCCCCCUCACCAACGUGGACGUUUCCGUUCCAACUUACGCAACAACCGAUCCGCUCGUGGUCGCAAUCAACGUGGUGGUCUCAACUCUGGUAUGACCACUUUGGGUGGCAAAAAUGUUAAAGCUCGUGAUCCACGACGUGGUAUGGGCAAGAAGUUCGGUUCACGCGGUGUGCCACCAAAGAUUCGUGAAUCAUCUGUAGCUGUACGCUCAGAUUGGACUUCGAUUGAGGAAAUGGACUUCCCACGUCUGACGAAGCUCUCAUUGCCCAACAUUAAGGAAGGCGAGGAUAUCAUUACUUGUGGUACACUUGAAUACUACGACAAGACGUACGAUCGCAUCAAUGUGAAGAAUGAAAAGGCGUUGCAGAAGAUCGAUCGUAUUGUUCAUACUGUUACAACAACUGAUGAUCCCGUCAUUCGUCGCUUGUCGAAAACUGUUGGUAAUGUGUUUGCUACUGAUGCCAUUUUGGCAACCAUUAUGUGUUCCACACGUUCCAAUUACUCUUGGGAUAUUGUCAUCGAAAAAUUCGGCGAUAAGAUCUUCAUGGACAAACGCGAUAAUACUGAAUUCGAUUUGUUAACCGUAAAUGAGACAUCGGUGGAACCACCAACCGACGAUGAUAGUUCACCUAAUUCACCACGUAAUUUGGCAAUUGAAGCAACAUUCAUUAAUCACAAUUUUAGCCAGCAAGUACUAAAAACCGGCGAUAAGGAAGCUAAAUUCAAGUUCCAAGAACCAAAUCCAUUUAUCACCGAAGAUGAAGAUGUUGAAGUUGCCAGCGUUGGUUAUCGUUACAAGAAAUGGAACUUGGGUAGUGAUAUUGUCUUAGUUGCACGUUGUGAACAUGAUGGUGUGCUGCAAUCACCAAACGGUGAUCCACAAUUCCUCUCAAUAAAGGCUUUGAAUGAAUGGGACUCCAAAUUGGCGAACGGUGUUGAAUGGCGUCAGAAGUUAGAUACACAACGUGGUGCUGUCUUGGCGAAUGAAUUGCGCAACAAUGCCUGCAAACUAGCCAAAUGGACUGUACAAGCUGUGCUUGCCGGCUCCGAUCAAUUGAAACUAGGCUAUGUUUCACGUAGCAAUCCACGCGACCCCUCACGCCACGUCAUCUUGGGUACACAACAAUUCAAGCCACAUGAGUUCGCGACACAAAUCAAUUUGAGCAUGGACAACGCCUGGGGUGUCUUACGUUGUAUCAUCGACAUUGUUAUGAAACAAAAGGAUGGCAAAUAUCUGAUAAUGAAGGAUCCCAACAAGCCAAUGAUACGCUUGUAUGAUAUUCCCGAUAACACUUUCGAUAGUGAUGAUUCGGAUGAUGGUGAGGGAGAUGACGGUGAAGCUUUUCAACCAGUUUAUACAUACGGCAACAAUAAGAGAAUUUAAAUUGACAACGCCAGAACAGUAAAUUUAAUCUUCUACUUGUAUGUGUGCAGUUGAUGUGUGAGUGAUUAAAUUGUUUAUUUAAUUCGGAUAAGAGAAAAGCCAGCAAGUAACUACAUAACAACACACAUUUUUUAUUACAAAAGGAAAAAAUCAAAUCAACUCUUCACCUUAACUAUUUAGAACGCGAGUAAAGACAAAAUAUCCACAUAAUAUAUUAUAUAAAUAAAUAUAUUCGUUCAUUCAGCCGCUACAGUUUCAGAAUACAAAGAAGAAAAUAUCAAACUGCUUAAAAUAUCAAUACAAAUAAUGAUUAUCCUUCAAAAAUUUAGUAAUAAUCGCCUAUCUUUAGUACUAUUAGAUAUUUGGAAUAAAGCAAAUGAACAACGCAAAAGGUGGGCGUACAAAAAA